GGAGAAGGUAUAAAAGAUCGGUGAAGAAUCCAGCUACGAACUGGUCCGUUUGUUACAACUUGGGGAAGCUCAUGGGAGACGGUGCGGCCACAUUACCAUAACGAUGUUUAUAUAAUAGCCUCAGAUAUGAGGUUUACAUCUAAUUAUUGUAUAAGAUGAAUAAGUGAGUAUGAUACUGUUUGUAAAAUUGUGUAAUGUGAUUUUGGAAUGUUUAAUGAAGGAAACUCCAAUUCCCUUUUGAGUUGAACUAAAUCAGAGGACCGCCCAUGAGCCCAGUUAGGGUCAGGCAUCCUGGGACAGCCCCUUUUCUGAAAUUCCGAAUAAAACCCCAAUCUUGAGAAUUCCUCAAGUAGACCAUGUUUCUCUCAAUCACGGGAGGACAAAGGUUGCAGACCAUUGCUGAAUCUUUUAACCAUGUGGUUAAACUCUUAGACUAUCGAUACCGACAGAAUAAGAACAAGUCUUUGAUAUUAAUUACUAGUCUGCAGCUAGGAAUUCGGUAUCAAUCAACACAAAGAACAACCGCUGAAACAUCCCUUCUAUUCUUUUUUUUUAACUAGGCAAGUCAGUUAAGAACAAAUUCUUAUUUUCAAUGACGGCCUAGGAACAGUGGGUUAACUGCCUGUUCAGGGGAAGAACGACAGAUUUGUACCUUGUCAGCUCGGGGAUUUGAACUUGCAACCUUCCGGUUACUAGUCCAACACUCUAAACACUAGGCUACCCUGCCACCCCCAUAAUGAAUGAAUGAAUGAAUGUCACUCUGAACAACAACUAUCUACUGUUUGUUUAUGCAUUUCUGUGAAUUACUAGUAAUAAAUAAAUGAUUUAAGACAAUUGAUGUAUGGAUGACUCAUAGUGAAGACUGGGUUCGUGCAGAUAACCAACAAUUUACUAUGUUUGGAAUGAGACUAACGUGAGGUAAAGUAAAUAAUGAAUUAAUCAGAAGAUUAUUGAUCAGAUAUGAAAAUAUCGGAAAGGUUAUAUUGGGAAAUUAUAAUUUUGUAAUCUGAAUAUUUUCCUUGGUGCCGCGACUUCCUAGUUAAUUACAGUUACAUGAUUAAUCAGUUUGAUCGUGUAAUACUAAUUACAGAAAAUCUUUGAUAAAAUCUAAGUCUUCAAUUUAAUGAUAGUAAAGACACGACACCACUGUAUUCUUGGGGACCUUCAAUAAUACAGACAUAUAUUUUUUGGUUGUGCCUCGACACAAUCCUGUCUCAGAGCUCUACGGACAAUUUCUUCGACCUCAUGGCUUGUUUUUUUUCUGACAGGAUGUUUCCAAUGUCCAAUGAAGUUGUAGAAACAUCUCAAGGAUGAUCAAUGAAAACAGGGUGCACCUGAGCUCAAUUUUGAGUCUCAUAGCAAAGGGUCUGAAUACUUACGUAAAUAAGUGCCUUCUCACUCUAAGGAUCCCGAUGGCUACCUGAGGCCAGUGAUGUUGGCCAUGCAGCACUACAACUCCUCAGGCCUGGCUGCCCCCAAUCUCCUCCCCAACCAGACCUGGGGGGUGGAGGGUGUGCCGGCCAUGGCCUGGAGGGCAAACAUCACCACAGAGAGGCCCAUGUCUCCCCCCAGUAACCCCACUGCAGCUGGCCUCUCCAUGACCCUGGGCAUCCUGUCCAACAUUGUAGCCCUGGUCAUCCUGGCGAAAGCCUAUGCCCGCCUGCGCCGCCGCUCCAAGGCCACCUUCCUGCUCUUUGCCAGUUCCCUGGUGGCCACAGACUUUGCCGGCCACGUCAUCCCCGGUGCACUGGUGUUGAGGCUGUACUCAGCUGGGGCUGCGACUGGGCCCUUAGGUCUCGCUGCCACCGAUGCCCCCUGCCAGUUCCUAGGGGGUAGCAUGGUGUUCUUCGGCUUGUGCCCAUUGUUCCUGGGCUGUGCCAUGGCUGCUGAGCGCUGCCUGGGUGUCACACAGCCCCUGCUCCAUGCCUCACUGGUCACCACGGCUCGCACCAAGAUGGCACUAGCUCUCAUCUGGCUGCUGGCUCUGUGUGUGGCCUUCCUGCCCUUCUUCAGGCUGGGGGCCUACACCUACCAGUACCCCGGGACCUGGUGCUUCAUCAGUGUCCUGGGAGAGACUCAGGAGACGGACGUGGCCUUUGUCAUGCUGUUCUCUGGACUGGGCCUGGCCUCUCUGACUGUGGCCCUGGUGUGUAAUACCAUCAGUGGGGUCACGCUGGUGCUUGCCAGACUGCGUAAGAAGUGUAAGACCUGCUACCAUCGCUCAGCCAAGUCCCAUGACAUUGAGAUGGUGGCCCAGCUGGUGGGCAUUAUGAUCACUUCUUGCAUCUGCUGGAGCCCCCUGCUGAUCUUUGGCCUGAUGUCAGUCACAUGGUCCUAUAGCGGUUCCAUAAGCAAUGACCAGGACACAUACAGGAGGUUGAUGGUGAUGGGUGUCCGGCUGGCCUCCUGGAACCAGAUCCUGGACCCCUGGGUCUACAUUUUGCUGCGCCGGGCCGUGCUGAGGAAGAUCUAUCGCAUCACCAAGAGCCGGGCCAGCUUCAAGAACAGCACCUUCCGCCAUUGGGACAUCAGCUCCUUCCAGAACUCUGAGAAAAUAAACACUGUCAACAGGAUCUGAGGGAGAAGAAAACACACAGACAGAAAGAGACAAACAUCUUAUCAUGGUCCUUUGUUGUUCUUUGGGCUUUAUUUGCCACCCAACUCAACAUGCUGGAUUGAGGAGAAGACUGAACAUCCAGCAGUAGGAUCUAACAGCAGUGUUGGUGUUUCACACAAAAGGAAAUACCUAUUGCCUAUAAGACCUAUAUUCCUUUAUUGAGAACUGUGUGGGUCUGCCUGACUGUGAAAGUCUAUGGGGUUUGGGAUUGAAAUCAUCAUCCUCCAGAUCUUGGAUCUCUUUCAGAUUGAUUUGAUUGGCCAGUAAGACCUGCUUUGACUGUUGUGUGGAGAAGUCUCAUCAUUUUAUGGGAAACAGCCAAGCCAGACUAUACUCAAACAAAUGAAAUGUCAUAAAUGGAUUUAUAACAAAACAUUCUGACCAAGUAAGGACAGUAUGCCUCACCUGGAUACUGGAGACAUAGCACAGAUAAAUCUGCCCAAGGAGAAGGGUUUGUUGUAAAAGUGUCUGGUAGGUAAUGCAACAUGAGUCUUUCUCUGUGUACAUAAAUGUACAUGAAAUGAAGCUGCCUAUAAGAUAUCAACAACAAACAUCUCAAAUUAUAUAUACGUGUUUGUGUGUGUUACUGUCAGUGUUUUUUGGAGUUCAUGCUUUGUUUGUUUGUGGAAAUGUCAAAGUGCACUUUGACACAUCAUGAAGUCAGUGGCACUAUGCCAAAGCAAAGUAAAGGCUGUGAUUUUACCUGUGCUUGAAGAUGUGAAAGACAUACAGUAUGUGUCAAACUUGUAAUGCUAUUGACGUGUGAAUUGUGUGUGUGUGUGUGUAUUUAUUGCUUAUAUUGUUUCCCCAAUUGUCUGGGGACCUAAAUGAAGCUAAGUGUUGCAAAAGCUAUAGAAUUUAAUGUUGUCUAAUAAAGUUUAAGUUGCCGGUUAUCCUUUUUUACUGAAAAACAUAUAUGAUUUUAUUUUUCUUUAAAAUAACAUGUAUCCCAGCCCCCGUCCCCGCAGGAGGUAUUUUGCCUUUCCAUAGGCCGUCAUUGUAAAUAAUAAUUUGUUCUUAA
Molecule: messenger RNA, 3638 nt
Organism: Oncorhynchus masou masou (cherry salmon)
Lineage: Eukaryota; Metazoa; Chordata; Actinopteri; Salmoniformes; Salmonidae
Product: prostaglandin E2 receptor EP1 subtype-like
Exons: 3
Coding region: 1433-2578 (381 amino acids)
Biological process (GO): positive regulation of cytosolic calcium ion concentration; inflammatory response; adenylate cyclase-activating G protein-coupled receptor signaling pathway
Cellular component (GO): plasma membrane
Molecular function (GO): prostaglandin E receptor activity; thromboxane receptor activity
Source: RefSeq, a predicted model, not a curated record